Branchiostoma belcheri (Belcher's lancelet) is the source of this 3955-nucleotide messenger RNA. RefSeq names its product malignant fibrous histiocytoma-amplified sequence 1 homolog. The record is from RefSeq and is a predicted model, not a curated record. The transcript is spliced from 7 exons. Lineage: Eukaryota; Metazoa; Chordata; Leptocardii; Amphioxiformes; Branchiostomatidae. The coding region runs from base 1 to 3846 and encodes 1281 amino acids.
AUGUAUACAGGGCACAAAAAGGCACACAGGUCAACUCUGAAUUCGAACUUCCCAUUUGACGAAGAAGAACUACAACAGACAGAGAGAGCUAGAAACCAUUUAACUGAACUGCACAUUAAUGGAAUAAACUAUUUCCCUCAAAUCAUCUUUCAAUGCAGCACAUUAAAGGCUAUCUUCUUAAAUGACAAUUAUAUUGACAUGUUACCAGACAAUAUAAGUAACUUGGUUUCCAUGAGACAAUUAUCAUUGUCUCAUAACCAUGUGAAGACACUACCAAAAAGCAUAGGGGGCUGUUUAAUGUUAACAAUAUUGCAGAUGGACCACAACAGACUGAAAAGAAUUCCAGAAUCUAUUGGGAACUUGAGUUGCCUGGAAAAAUUUGAUGCAUCUUCAAACAUGUUGGAUGUCUUGCCAUCCACCUUCUGUAGAUGUAAUAAGCUUACCUACAUAAACAUGGCAAACAAUGUGUUACAGGCUCUCCCUCUAAACAUUGGGAAUCUGGAACAUGUGCAACACUUUGACUUGCAAGCAAACAAAGUAUCAUGUCUGCCUCUAACUUUUGAUAGGAUGAGAACUCUGAGGAAGUCAACCUCAAAACUUGUCCUAAUAGAAAAUCCCUUAAUACAUCCACCCUUAGAAGUGUGUUUACAACUUGGAAUGUAUGGAAUUCAUACAUAUCUGAAAGAGCUAAGACGGUCUGACGCACACAAGAUGAACUACCAGAAGCUAGUUUUGGUGGGGGAAACCAUGGCAGGAAAAACAAGCUUAGCACAAACGUUGAUGAAUAGCAGUUCACAACUCACGACAGAUCAGCAGCGUACUGUUGUUUUGGAGCAGCACACAUGGCCAGCAGAAGGAGGGCUGGAAAUACAGAUCAAUGACUUUGGUGGUCAUGAGAUGUACCACCUCACAAGUCCUUGCUUCUUUACUCCUAAUGUUCCCUACCUGCUUAUCUUUGACAUCAAGAAGUACACACGUCAAACCCAUCAUAAAGACAUAGGGUGUUGGAUAGACAUUGUCCGAAUGAAGGUCCCAAGAGCCACUAUACGUAUGGUGGGAACUCACCAAGAUGAAUGUUCCUCUGAAGAAAUUGGGGAGAAGCUGCAGUAUAUUGCACAGACAGUACAGAAUGAUGAGGCAAAAUGGAAAGCAGACAUCACAUCCCAGCUUGACAUGAUUGAGAGCAAUGAAUGUUUAGGGGAUCUUGCAAGACAACACCGACAAGAAUGUCUUCAAACCCACCUGAACAAUCUUCCCAAUCUGCAUGAGCCUGACAGUCCUGUAGAAAUAAGAACAGUUAGCUCAUCUGAUCUCGGUGGCAUAGAUAGUUUAAGUUCAGACAUUCGUGAGCUAUGCAAGCAAGUCGGGUCAAACAGGCAAGACACUAUUCCAAAAAUUUGGUUUGACCUAUAUGAGAUGCUACAGGGCACAGAGUAUGACAACCAGCAUUUUGUGCACUUGGAUGACCUGCAACCCUACUUAAAAGAAUUGGAUGAACUAGAGGCUUUGAAACUACAUGAAGCUCCUACACAAAAACUUGAAUCAGAAUCUGAUGAUGAGUUCUACAUGUAUGAAGAAGAAUCUGAUACUGAAUCAGAUGAUGACGGAGAUGAUACUACUGGUGAGGAACUGAAUGUUGCACUAAAAACACAAUGCUGUAUGAAAGUGCCUUCAUGCCAUUAUCAGGAAACAAAUGCUGCUAAGAAAGAUGUAUGUAGCAAGAAUGAAGGGAACAAAAAUGAUGCAAAUGCCCAUCAGCCUCUUGUAUUCCCCUCUGAUAAGUCUGAAACAGUAAAAUACAGAGAAGAAUCAAUGUGCCUUGCUCCUGUCAGUAAAAGAUUGAUUGCUGCCCUUCACUACCUCAAUGCAGUUGGAUUGAUCACAUGGUAUCCUGACGAUGAAAAGCUUAAGAAUCUCAUUUUUCAUCGUCCCGCCAAACUGGUGGAAAUCUUCAAAGCAAUCAUCAACCACGACAUAAAAAAACAACUGGACUUUAAAGAUGUCGUGUUUUCCACAGUUGGGCAGUUCUCCAAACAGGGAUUUGCCAGAGCUGUGCAGGAGUUUGAAAGCACAGCGAAUCUUUCUGUAGCAAUAGUCAGGUGCCUGUGGCACAAGCUUGGAUUCAGCAAGGAGGACAUAGAAAGCCUCAUCAAGCUCAUGAUCAAGUUUGACAUUUGUUAUGAGGUCCUAGAAUCCAAAGUAGCACCAGGUUUGCAAUCUUCACAUUCGCUCCACAUCCCAUGGUAUCUGUCUGCUGACCCUCCCCAAGACCUGUCCAGAAUGUGGCCCCAACCUCCUCCUGAUGACUACCAACAGCUGACAAUGCAGUACCACUUCCCAACAUUCUGCCCAAGAGGCCUGUUUGAGAGAGCAUCUGUCAGAUUACACCGUCACAUCGCACAUCGUGUCAACUGGAAAAAUGGCGUGUGGGCAGAGGUAGACAACAGACAAAUCUUGUUGACCAGAGCAACAAUAGAUGACGAAAGUGGAAGAGAAGUGGUUUUCAACCUGUCUGUACGCGCACAAGUCACUGCACAGGAACCUAGACACACUGAUGACAUCUCACAACUCUGGAAAACAUUCCUCUCCAUUCAUCGAGACAUGCAGAGUCUCAUCCAGGACUGGCCAGGACUGAGGUGUGACCUGUUCCUCCAGUGUGCACACUGUGCAAAGAUGGGGAAAGACAAACCAGGUCUCUUCCCAGGUGAGGUUCUGGAGCAACAAUGUCAACAGGAUGUUAGGACUGUUCCAUGCCCUCAGUAUCCAGUGAUAUUUCCUGUCCCAAAAGUGAGCACAGAUCUUGUCUACCCACCAAAGUCAUGUAUGGAAAAAGAACAAUACUUCGUGACAUAUUCUGCAGGCGUAUCAAGUGAGACAUCUGUCGAUCAUGCUUCCAGUCCUGUGUCAGAAAUGGACAGGUUACACCUAGGAGUCGAUAUCCUUCAAGAAGUGACUGCCCUGGUCCAGAAGAAGUACCCAGGGAUCAGCUUUGUUCCAAGCAGAGACAGGCAAGACGAGGCACAGCGUACAACGACAGUGAGAGAAUUCCACGACCAGCUGUCCAGCCGAGUUCAACACUUCUCCAGUGUCACAGACUACAGCAUUGACUAUGAGGACUUCCCUACAAUCACAGAGAGAAUGAAGUCUGUGUGUUUGUUAGUAUGCCCAGAAGGGACAGCAACUGGUUUUCUGGUAGGACCAAAGCAUGUCAUGACCAAUUACCACUUCCUUCAACUGUAUGUUGAACCUGCUCUGAGGACAAACAAUAAUCCAGAUAGAUAUACCGCAACUUUUCACUUUUCCUCCAUGCAAACAUUCCGUACACGGUUUUGCCCAACGUACUAUCUUUCCUACGAUGCAGAACUAGACUAUGCCAUACUUGAACUAGAACAUGUUCCACCCCAUGCAGCACCCCUAGGCCAGUUUGUGUCAGAGUUACAUGUAUGUCACCAGGAUGGAGUAGUGAUUGUUGUUGGUCAUCCAGGUGGUCAGAGAAAACGAGUUGACUUCUGUCCUAUUGCUGUAGUUGACCAAAACUUUGAGGUCCACAUACGCAAUGUCAGAGGAAUUCCAGACAACCCUACAGACUUCCCCGGACAGGUAGCUGGCAGGGCUAACUAUCACACUUCCAGCAUGUUCCAUGGGUCCUCUGGUUCCCCUGGCUUCGACAAGAGUGGUAAUCUUGUUGUUAUGCAUACCAGGGGUUUCUUCCCUUAUUCCAACUCUCCGAGCAUUGUAGAACAGGGGGUGCUAAUGACAAGCAUUAGAGAGCAUGUAGGGAGGACCCUUGGAAAUGACACAAGGUUUAGUGAAAUGUUCCCACCUCAGAUGAUGGACAUUGGGUAAAACAGUAUGGCAGCACAGAUGGUGCAUGCAUGUACAGUACUGUAAGGCCACACCGAUUUAAUUUGUUGUUUCUCAGAUUAUUUCAGAAAAAAUCAGGAGCGACAGGGCA